AUGGAGCUGCUCCUCCUGCUCCACGAACUCCUCGGCGACGCAGUUACGGCUGCGGAGGCAGCUCUGUUACUCAGCUUCGAACAGCCUGAGCGUCCGAUCAUCCAAGAUGUCAGGUUUUGCGUCACAACUCUAUCGGGCGAGGACUGUAGGCAGCAGUUUCGCUUUGAUGUGGCCGGCGUCAUCCGCCUAACGGAGCUCUUCGCUCUUCCGGAGUUCGUGAUCACGGGUUCGCGCGAUAAGGCCCACGCCACUGAGGCAGUGUGCAUCUUGCUCCAUCGCUUGAGCUACCCCAAGCGCCAUUACGACAUGAUUCACAGAUUUGGGCGCUCCACAAGCGCCCUGUGCCGUAUUUUCAUGCACGUCGGUACGUGGUGA
Phytophthora nicotianae INRA-310 is the source of this 375-nucleotide messenger RNA. RefSeq lists its product as hypothetical. The coding region runs from base 1 to 375 and encodes 124 amino acids. NCBI's taxonomy places the organism in Eukaryota, Oomycota, Peronosporomycetes, Peronosporales, Peronosporaceae. The record is from RefSeq and is a predicted model, not a curated record. The transcript has a single exon.